Messenger RNA from Homarus americanus (American lobster), 2536 nucleotides. RefSeq names its product mitochondrial amidoxime-reducing component 1-like. Gene Ontology annotation, molecular function: catalytic activity; molybdenum ion binding; pyridoxal phosphate binding. The record is from RefSeq and is a predicted model, not a curated record. Lineage: Eukaryota; Metazoa; Arthropoda; Malacostraca; Decapoda; Nephropidae. The coding region runs from base 74 to 1099 and encodes 341 amino acids. The transcript has 8 exons.
CGCCCAAUUGCUGUACAUGUUAAGUUAGAGAUUAUGUGGUCAGUGUGUGUUGGGUCACCAACUGUACGGCAGGAUGUUGGACAAGAAGACUAGCGUGGGCGUGGGUGUAGGCGUGGGCGUGACAGCACUCACAGGAUGGUGGGCGUGGAAAUACUAUACAUCAACGAGACUUCCGGACAAGUGGGAGGAGGUGGGUGAGGUGUACCAGUUAAGCAUCUUCCCACUUAAAUCAGGUCGAGGUGUGUCUGUGAAAGAGGCUCAAGCCACCACUCAUGGCUUGGCUCACCACACUCUCCAGGACAGGGUGUUAAUGGCAGUGACAGCUGAGGGAACCCUGUUGCCUGGUCGACCCUCAGGGCGACUCCGGAGGGUGAUGACAAAGAUAGAGGGUCACGUAGCUACCUUGGAAGCUGAAGGUCACACUCCAAUCACGGUCGACCUCGAGGAGAUUACCAAGGAGAGACGUAUUAUCCGUACCAAAAUAAUGGGUCAGCCAGUGCAAGGCGUGGACUGUGGGGACGAGGUGGCUGAGUGGCUCACUAAAAUGAUCAACGAGGGGCAGAUGAAGGUUCGACUCCUGUAUAAGGGGAAUGUGGCAGAGGAGAGGGAGGCCCUUAAUGCGGAGAAGUUCAAGUUCAAACAGUUCAGGAAGACAGACAAGGUGUACUUCGCCAACAACACUGCCUACAUGAUGACCACAACAGCCUCACUGGAAAACCUCAACAAGUGCCUCGAUACCCCCAUCACCAUGACCCAGAUUCGCCCUAACAUUGAGAUCGUCGGAACCGCCCCUCACGACGAAGACGACUGGGCCUUCGUCAAAAUUGGCCAAACGAUCUUCAGGAAGCUUAAACCCUGUCAGAGGUGUAUGAGGAUGACGAUGAACCCUUCUACAGGAGACUUACACCCGAAGUCGGAACCUCUCCGUACCCUCCGAACGUAUCGGAAAAUUACUGAGCCGCCCGUGAUGGUUAAGGCGUGGCCCGAUAAGGUUAUAUUCGGUGCUAACUUCGGUAUCGACGUAACUGGCACCAUCCGAGUCGGAGACAAAGUGCUAGUGGCCAGAGCCUCACAGUAUCCGAAGUUUAUGGGGUACUGAACGAUACUCUAUCCUCUCUAUCCCUCUCUUUCUCUGCUUAUAGAUAGGUGAUUGAAUGGAUAAGAGAAAGAUAGAUAAAGAGACACAAGCAGAUAUAUAAAUUAACAAAUGGAUAGAUGGGUGGAUGGAUGGAUAGAUAAUGAGAAAGAUAUAUAUAUUUUGAUGGAUAGAUAAAGAGAUAUAUUUUGAUUGAUAGAUAAAGAGAUAUAUUUUGAUGGAUAGAUAAAGAGAUAUAUUUUGAUGGAUAGAUAAAGAGAUAUAUUUAGAUGGAUAGAUAAAGAGCUAGGGAGAGAGUAUGCCAUUCCAUUGUCAUCAUGAAAGAACCAGCUGGAAUAUGGAUGGUAUUCUCCUCAGUAUCUGUAGUUGGGAAUAACCGUUAUAUCUAGCAACUAUUUGUUAUUUAUGAUAGAAUAUUUCAAGUGUUUGUAAACAUCUAAGUUAAAUUUGAUAUAUUAAUCUAUUAUUAACUGGUGGAAGUUUUUACAUCUAUUGUGAUUUUUAUUCCAAGAAGAUAUUUUAUCGAUGUCUUUGUUGUUGAAAUUGAUAUACUGUACUGUAUACACUCCUGCUAUUAUUCAUUCGUCUAGUUGCUACGCUUUGAAUAAUUUUUGUAUCACGUAAAGAUUAGGCACCCCAGUUUAUCUCGCCUGAUUUACCACGCUAACCUAAUAUGACUUAACGUAAUCCUCCCCCGAUAACGUUGGGAGUGUUUAACCAUCAGUUAAAAUAAGCUGGGGAGCCUAAUAACCCAAUCAUCACGUGAUCCGAAUUUUGUAAAGUAUAAUUCACGUGUUUUUCGUGGAAGAUUUAUCAUGACUGAUCACUUACUAGAUAGUUUUUAUGUUUAAAAAUUAUAUAAAAUUAAUUAAAAAAAUAAUUUAUUAUGAAGUAUUAAUGUUAUUUAAGAAUUAAAAGUCUUGAAACACCAGGACAGUUUCAGCCCUUAACUAUUAAAAACUAGGAAAGAUACUAUACUCUCUUCAAUUUAUUUAUUAAUGUGUGUCCGUUCUACAGCUACUAUGGUUUUUAACCCCUUCACCUAGAGUUGUUGAAGCGCAGUACUGUAAUAACAUUUUAACAGCAACAACCAGCCUUCACUACGGGACGCCACUUUCAACAUUUUAUUUUGGUUAACGCCAUAUGAUUUUACUCAACAACAGACCUCCGUACACAAGGGGAUAAGUACAGUCACCCAAUAAAGUCCUGUCGCGAACCAUGAACCCCGAGAUUCAGACUCUUGAAUCCGAAGCAUUUAUGGACAAUAAUGUAUCAGUGUCUACUGCUUCGGGUUCACGAGUCUGAAUCGUGGUUCGCGACAGGACUUUUUUGGGUGACUGUACAUACAUAACAAUUGAAGACUGUAAUUUAUAUAAGACUUAGAGCAAGAAACCUGUUAUUCAAGAUUUAAUUGUUGAAAUAAAAUAUAAGGUGUGACUA